Molecule: messenger RNA, 9949 nt
Organism: Passer domesticus (house sparrow)
Lineage: Eukaryota; Metazoa; Chordata; Aves; Passeriformes; Passeridae
Gene: NCOA3
Product: nuclear receptor coactivator 3
Exons: 25
Coding region: 2968-7296 (1442 amino acids)
Biological process (GO): cellular response to hormone stimulus; positive regulation of transcription by RNA polymerase II
Cellular component (GO): nucleus
Molecular function (GO): nuclear receptor binding; protein dimerization activity
Source: RefSeq, a predicted model, not a curated record
GCAGCGGGGAGUGGGGAGGGCGUACAGAGCCCGCUGCGGGCUCUGGGCGCCUCUUCCCCCGCAGUGCUUCCGCUUCUGCAGGACUUGGCCUGCCCCGACUGGCCGAGAUCAGCACGCUGGCCAAAACAGUUAAGUGCCCGCGUUCCCCUGCCCGCCUUCUGCCUGCUGCGGGCCCGGUGCUCACCCUCCUUCUCCCCCACAGUCGUCGGUUGUUAUAGGUGAUAAAACAAUAUUGGCUUUCACAUUCAUAGAUUCGCUUUUUGCAUCUCAAGUAUUUUGAUAUGGUACAACUUAUACAUACUUUUAACUGCUUUGUAUAGUAUAAUAUGCCAGUUUAUGUAUGCACUGUAUAUUUCAUAUGAAUAGUAGUGUGAUAAAUAUGUUAUGUGAAUUAUGCGUAUUUUAUGAUUGGCUUUUCGCAAAUAUUAAAAUGAUUGGUAUAUGUGUUAUGUUAGAAAGUUAUGCUGUAUUAAUUUUCUUAAGUCAAAUAUAGUUUUAGGUUAUAACAUAAUGUUAAAAUGGAAACUAUACUAUAUAAGAUACUUUUUUUUUUUUUAAGAGAGGAAUGAGAUACUCCCACCGAGAUAGCAGCCACAGAACACCUAAUUUAUUGCUCACUUAUCAGAAGCAGCUAACUUCUUCCUGCCUUGCUCAGCCUCAGGAUUAAGAGGACUGGCACUGACCAGACAGAAACCUUUGUUUGGAGUUCUGCAUCGUGUAUGAGAUGUAUGAAUAUGAAACAAGCUAUUGCUUUUAAGGGUUAAUCCUCUGUUAAUGCGUGUCCUUUUUCAGUCUUAUUUUGCCCAGAAGGAGGUACCCGACUGUCCAUAACUCUUUGUUUUUAUUGUCUCGUAUUGUCCUAAUCCUAAUUGCCCAAAUUUUUAUUACUCUAAUUAUAUUGCUAUUUUUAUAAAUAACUUCCACCGUACACUCUCCACCCGGGUAGGGGUGGUUUCUAGGGUGAGGUUAGGGGUGGUGUGAGGGCUGGUUCACCUGUCACCCUCAGGCACCUGCUCCCCCUCAGCCCCUUCUUGUCACCCUCAAGUUCCCUAGAGUAGCCUCUCAGCUUCAAUGGAAUCCUCGUGGACACAGUCAAGUAUGUAUGCAGCCCGAAUCCCAGCCCCGCAGUGAUGACAGCUCCAGGCCUACAGGUCCCCUUCCCAGCCCCAGUGAUUUCAGCUCUUGACCCACAAGCUUUAUUUCACUACCAGCUCUGUUCUUCCAGCUGCAGCUGCGCAUUUCUCCAGCUCUGCCAGCGAAAACUUUUACAACUUUAAAGGGCAGCAUCUUGGUCUUGGCUCCAGCUGUGCAACACUUCAGCUCCCGCCCGAGAGUCUCUAAGCCCACCCCACCAUCAAUAUCCCAGCCUCGCUGUGAUUUCAGCUCCCGCCCAGCUAUCCCCAGUCACUAUGCCAGUCCCUGCAUCAUUCACCUCGAUGUCCAAACAAAGACGGCGGCGCCCACGGCAUCACGUGAUACCGGACAAAGAUGGCGGCUACCGGGUCGGGGUUGUCGGUUUCUGGCGGUUUUUAAGUGUCUCCCGAGCGUUCCCCGUGCCGCUGGUGCUAUUCCGGUGUACCCACACCGGAAGGCGCCUCGGAAAAUUGUUUUUAAAGCGCGGGAUCGGUGUCGAAAUUUUGACCAGGCAGCUGAAAGGGCGGCUAAAGCUUGGGGUCUUUUCUGAGGUGCUGGAGGCGGUGCGAGGGGAGGGGCCGCGGGCGGGGCGCCGUGACGACACACUGAUGUAGCGCAGGAGCGGGGCGGAGGGCGGUGUGCGCGCGCCGUUCGCCGGCAGGGGGCGCCGCGCCCUUCGCCCCCAGGGGCGGCGGCGCGAGGAGAGUGGUGUGGGGUGGGACGCAGCGGCGUUUGUGUGAGGGGUGGGCUUGAAGGUGCCUGAUAGUUCUGUUGGAAGACUGCCUAUUUAUCUAAUUAAAUCAUGAUCCAAUUAACUCUUGGUUGUCUAAUUUAACUGGUGCUGUGGAUGUGCGUACUCUUGCAAUGGUUAAUCGAUUUCAGUAUUAGAUACUGCCAGCUGGAGCACUAAUUAGGGCCCCCUAUAGACUAUGUAUAAAAAAAAGAAGAAAAACUAUAUGUCUGGUGCAGCACUAGAAAAUUUCAGACUCCCGGGGAGUAAAUCUUUUCUUUAAAUCGUUUUUUGAAGGUUUUUGGUUUGUUGGUUUGUUUGGUUUUUCUUACCCCCAGGCAGCAAUGAUACAGAUACGGCAUUUUGUGACCUCUACGAGCACGGAGCAAGCGCCGCGGGAACGCGCUGGGGAGUGCACGGCACAGGCAGCUUCCCUUGGAACCGCUUCCUCCUCCCCGUUUGAGCCCGCCCUACCGCUGAGACCGCGACGAUACGGAGGCGACACCGGAGCGCUGGCAUCAGGCUGAGCCUGGCAGCUCCGGCAGCGAGCCCGGCACGGACUACAAGUACCAUGAGUUCCCGUGUGGGUACUACAGGUCCCACAAUACCUCACGCCGCCUGGUGUCUCCGCUUCGGUCCCGAUUUAAAUCCAGGCAGUGAGGAAAAUGGCGGUGCGGGGCUGAGUGUGGGGGAGAUGGAGAUAUAGCUGAGCUUUGGCUCAUUUCUCAGUUAUGAAUAAACUGAUUUUUGAAAAGUGAAACGAAAUUACCUCGCCUUCAGUCUCUUGAAGGAUACAGUCUUUUGUAUGCUGCGUGUCUAAUGAAAGAAUGCCUUGCCUCACUGAUACAUCCCAAAGUGAUUGAACAGUUUCAGAUACAAUGGUGAAAAUCAAACUGAAGGGAUCUACAGGUUCAACCUCAUUUGUCUAUCUUAGAGCUCUUUUCUGUGCAUUCCUAUUGGCUUCUGCUGUAGCGCAUACUAUGCUCGGUCUUUCAUCUACCAGCUACUGAGAGCAGGGGCAUAAGGAAGUUACUCUUGAGGUGGCCAAGGAAAUGAGUGCAUUGAAAGACAAGGCAGCAAAAAGCUGCUGAUGCAAGGUCAAGAUGAGCGGAUUAGGAGAAAACUCCUUAGAUAGUUUGACUAAUGAGACAAGGAAGCGCAAGCCAUUGACCUGUGAUACACCAGGUGCAAGUCUGGUCUGCAGUGGUGAGAAGCGUCGACGUGAGCAGGAAAGCAAAUACAUUGAAGAACUGGCUGAGCUGAUAUCUGCUAAUCUGAGUGACAUUGACAAUUUCAAUGUCAAACCAGACAAAUGUGCUAUUUUAAAAGAAACUGUGAGACAGAUUCGACAAAUAAAAGAACAAGGAAAAGCAGUUUCUAAUGAUGAUGAUGUUCAGAAAGCUGAUGUAUCAUCCACGGGUCAAGGAGUUAUUGACAAGGAUUCAUUGGGACCUCUUUUAUUACAGGCAUUGGACGGCUUCCUCUUUGUUGUAAAUCGAGAUGGGAACAUAGUAUUUGUAUCAGAAAAUGUCACACAGUAUCUGCAGUAUAAACAAGAAGAUUUGGUUAAUACAAGUGUGUAUGGUAUCUUGCAUGAAGAGGACCGGAAGGACUUUCUUAAAAACUUACCUAAAUCUACAGUUAAUGGAGUUUCUUGGACUAAUGAAACACCUAGACAGAAGAGCCAUACAUUCAAUUGCCGGAUGAUGGUGAAAAGCUCUCAUGACCUCUUUGAAGAUGUAGGUGGCUACCAGGAUAUACAUCAAAGAUAUGAAACUAUGCAGUGCUUCGCUUUAUCACAGCCAAGAGCUAUGAUAGAAGAGGGGGAAGAUUUGCAAUCCUGCAUGAUUUGUGUGGCACGUCGUAUCACUACUGCAGAAAGGGUAUUUCCAGCAAAUCCAGAGAGCUUUAUUACAAGACAUGAUCUUUCAGGCAAACUUGUCAACAUUGAUACAAACUCAUUACGAUCUUCCAUGAGACCUGGCUUUGAAGAUAUCAUUCGUCGCUGUAUUCAGAGAUUCUUAUGCCACAAUGAUGGGCAGUCAUGGUCAAAUAAACGCCACUAUCAUGAAGCUUAUACGCAAGGUCAUGCUGAAACCCCAUUGUAUCGAUUUUCUUUAGCGGAUGGUACAAUAGUGACAGCACAAACGAAGAGUAAACUGUUUCGAAAUCCUGUAACUAAUGACCGCCAUGGAUUUGUCUCUACCCACUUCCUUCAAAGAGAACAAAAUGGAUAUCGGCCAAAUCCUAAUUCUGUUGGGCAAAACAUCAGAACACCUGUGACUGGAAACACAAAUUCAGUUAAUGGUCUUAUGAACAUGUCACCUGGUCAAGCCAUGCCAAUACAGAACAGAAACUAUGGGAUAGGAGAUCCCAAUGCAGUGGGUCAGCUCACCAACGCUCGAUAUGGAAGCCCUGGGAAUAUGGGGCCAGUGAACUCUGGAACUGGCAUGCAGUCCUCUGCUUAUCAGAGUAACAGUUUUGGGUUAAAUAUAAGUAGCCCACCACAUGGCAGUCCUGGCUUGACUUCCAGCCAACAGAAUCUAAUGGUAUCUCCUAGGAAUCGGGGGAGUCCAAAAAUGAGUUCACACCAGUAUUCUCCAGUUACAGGUAUGCACUCGCCAAUGGGAUCUGCCAGCAACACUAGCAACAGCACUUUUUCUAGCAGUUCUCUUAGUGCUCUGCAAGCCAUUAGUGAGGGUGUUGGAAAUUCCCUUCUAUCAACACUUUCUUCACCGGGUCCAAAAUUGGAUAAUUCCCCAAACAUUAGCGUAAAUCAGCAAAUUAAAACAAGUACCCAGGACUCCAAAAGCCCUUCUGGUUUGUAUUGUGAACAAAACCAAGUGGAAAGUUCCAUCUGCCAGUCAAACAGCAGAGAUCUCCUCAGUGAAAAAGAUAACAAAGAGGGAAAUCUGGAGGCAUCUGAAAGUCAGAGAGGACCAUCUGAGAGCAAAGGGCAUAAAAAACUCCUUCAGCUACUUACGUGCUCCUCAGAUGAAAGAGGACAUUCUACAGCAUCAAACUCAUCUUUAGACUCAAAUUGUAAAGAAUCUUCUACCAGCGUUACCAGUCCUUCAGGAGUUUCCUCAUCAACAUCUGCAGGGAUAUCUUCCUCCUCAAACAUUCAUGGGUCGCUCCUGCAAGAGAAGCACAGGAUUUUACAUAAAUUGUUGCAGAAUGGUAAUUCUCCAGCAGAGGUGGCCAAGAUCACAGCUGAAGCUACUGGUAAAGACACAUAUCAUGAUGCUAGUAACACAACCUCCUGUGGAGAAAGCACUGUCAAGCACGAACAACUAAGCCCAAAGAAGAAAGAAAGCAAUGCUUUACUAAGAUAUCUACUAGAUAAAGAUGAUAUUAAGGAACCGCUUUCCAAAGAGUUGAAGCCUAAAGUAGAAGGUGUGGAUAAUAAGAUGGGACAAUGCACAAGUUCUACAAUUCCUAUUUCAAGUCAAGAAAAAGAGAUGAAAUUAAAAAUGGAGCCAGCAGAGGAGAUGAAUGGAGACUUGGAUAAUCUGGAUGCAAUUCUAGGUGAUCUUACUAGUUCAGAAUUUUACAAUAAUGCUAUGUCUGCAAGUGGAGAUAACCCUGGAACAAAGCAAGCAUUAUUUCAAGGAAAUGCCCUGUUGGGUGUGAAGAGUCCCCAGUCUGUGCAGACUACUCGCCCACCUUUUAACAGAGCCUUGUCUUUAGACAGCCCUAUGGGCUCAGGUGCUUCAGUGAGGAACAUCAAUGCAUUCUCCAUGUUACAAAAGCAAAAUUUGAUGGGUGGAAGUCCAAGAAUGAUUGAAAACCAAGAAAAUUUUGGAGCAAAUCUGGCAAGCACACCCCACAGAAAUGUGGCGAUGAAUCAGCAUCAGCCAGGAGACUGGAGUUUGCCAAACUCCAAAGUGAACAGACUGGAAUCUGCAAGUUCUGCUUCAAUGUUGAGACCAGGACCUGAAUUUAGUACAGCCCUUCCAAGGCCCCCAGAGGCUGGCUCUGUGUCUGGGCUGCCUGUGCGCUCUAACAGCAUAGCUGGUACUAGGCCAAUGCUGCAACAGCAAAUGAUUCAUAUGAGGCCAAAUGAGAUAAACAUUGACAUGGGAGGUAAUCCCUAUGGACAACCUGGACCUUCUAACCAACCUGGAUUGUGGCCUGACAAUAUGAUGUCAACGGAGCAAGCGUCACGGGGUUCACAAAACAGACAAUUAGUUAGAAGCUCUUUGGAUGACCUCUUAUGUUCGCCACCAAAUAUGGAAGGCCAGAAUGAUGAAAGGGCACUUCUGGAUCAGCUGCACACACUAUUGAGUAAUACAGAUGUCACAAGUCUGGAAGAAAUUGACAGAGCAUUAGGAAUUCCUGAUCUUGUAAACCAAGGACAAGCUUUGGAACCCAAACAAGAUUCAUUUCAAGGUCAGGAAUCUUCAGUUAUGAUUGACCAGAAGCCUUUGUUAUAUGGUCAACCGUAUCAAGGGCAAGGACCAGCAAUGCCAGAAAGUUUUAGUAACAUCCAGGGACAACAGCAGUCUUUUAAUUCAGUGAUGAAUCAAAUGAGCCAAGUGAGCAAUUUUCCUCUGCAAAGUAUCCAUCCCCGAGCAAAUGUGAUGAGACCUCGGACCAACACACCAAAGCAGUUACGCAUGCAGCUCCAGCAGAGGCUUCAGGGACAGCAGUUUAUGAAUCAGACCCGUCAAACUCUUGAAAUAAAAAUGGAAAAUCCAGUCAGUGGUACUAACUCAGUGAUGAGACCAGUUAUGCAGCCACAGGUGGGAUCCCAGCAGCAAGGUUUUCUUAAUGCUCAAAUGGUGGCUCAGCGUAACAGGGAACUAAUAAGUCACCAUUUUAGACAACAGAGGAUGGCAAUGAUGAUGCAGCAACAACAGCAACCUCAGGCCUUCAGUCCACCACCAAAUGUGACAGCCUCAGGAAGCAUGGAUAGUGCUUUGACAGGCCCUCCAAUGGCUCAAGUUCCUUCACAGCAAUUCCCUUAUCCACCUAAUUAUGGAAUAAGCCAACAACCUGAUCCUGCAUUUAGUAGAGUAUCAAGCCCUCCCAAUCCAAUGCUGUCAUCAAGAAUUGGACCCUCCCAGAACCCUAUGCUGCAUCAUCCUCAGUCAGCAACAAUGUACCAGUCCUCAGAGAUGAAGGGCUGGCCCUCAGGAAGCAUCCCCAGAAACAGUUCUUUUCUCCAGCAGCAGUUCAGCCAUCAAGGUAGUCCAGCAGCAUACAGUAUGAUGCACAUGAAUGGCAGCAGUGGCCAUAUUGGACAGAUGAGUAUUAAUACCAUGCCUAUGUCAGGACUGCCUAUGGGUCCAGAACAGGUAAGUUGUACAUCAAGACUGAUGAAAAGAUUUGCUGACUCUUUUUCCAUUGAGUACAGUCUGCUUACAUCCAUUCCUCCUGCACAAUCCUGCUCUCAGUUAUCCUGUUUGUAUUUGCAUCUGUGGGCCUAAUUAAUUUUAUGUCCUAAGAGAUACUUCCUUUUUGAUGAUACAUAAGCAAAUUCAAAAUGAGCCCAAGCUGUAUGCUGGGAUUAGCUGUUGACUUUGAAUUGUCAUGGAUAAGACCAAGCCUUAAACUGCACAAAGGAUGAUGAAAUACUUCUGAACAUGGAGGAAACCCCAGCAAAAAACCCGUGGACAUUGUGAAACGCAUCUUCAGCAGAUCUUGAAAAUUACAUGUAAUAGAACACAAGUACAAGUCAGGCUAAGAAUCCUGCUAGUGUGGUAUCCUUCUGGCAGACACUGAUAAUGACACUUGCCCUUACAAUACCUUAGAAUAACUUGUGUACACGUAGCCAGAAACGACGGAAAAUUUAGACCCCUCAUUUAAGGUGAAAAUGUGUUAAUAAUAGGCACUGAAAAGAAAGCUGAAGUACAAAAUACACUUUUGCUACAAUCUUUCCACAAAAUACCUAGGAUGAGCAACAUAAUACUGACACAAGCUAAAUCUAUUCAAGUAAAAAGUACCUCAUGAAAUUUUGUCCAGCAUACCUGAGGAAGCAGUCAGAAUUCUGGGGGUAAGUAAAGUUUUGGAGGACUUUGAUACAACAAAUGCUGUGUAUAAAUAGGAGAGUAUAAAGGUGAAAUGUCAGAUUUUCCAAAUCUACAUGACAUAAAGAUACCCAAAUAGUGUGUUUAGGAAAUUCUAGGACAGCAUUUAUUUUCUAGAAAUGUAUUUUCAAAGUGGAGCAUUAAAAACCUAUUCUUCUGCUUCUAGGCAUUGAUUGGCAGUAGUUCCUUCUUUCAAAAGCAGUACACGAACCAUUUCUUUCAGCAAAGACGUCUUCUCUGAUGAAAGUAUCUUUUUUUUUAACAGAAAUACUGCUGACAUCUAGAACCACAUCUUCAAACAAGAAUGGUUGAAUGCACUAGUGUUAGAAAGGAAAGUGACGCAUUCUUCAUGGCAAGUCAUACUGGGCUUAACAGAAACCAGUGAUUAAUUUCCUCACCCAGAGGAAAACAAACUAAAAAAACCCUACCCAACAAAAAUACAUUUUACUACAAGCAGCCUAUGAAAUACUGUAUGAUGCGGGGUACAAAAAAAGGUCAUUAAUAUUUUUGGCACUCUUCCUCUAGGAAAGUGCAUUUGGUAAUGGCAUUUUAAUAGCUAUGAUGAGUAGACUCCUGGAAUACCUUAUCUGUUUACUGUAGCUAUCCAAAGCCCUUUAACCCAGGCAGAUGAAAGUGCCUGGAGAAGUCACAGUGGUAAGAAUUUCCUGAUUUCUCUAAUAACAAUAUCUGACAGAGAAUGUAGUUCUUAGCCUUGACUCUUAUAUGAAUCUAUGAAUAGAAAUGCUGCUUUUAGUCUAUUAUCCCAGGAGUCAGGGAUUUCCCAAGCAAAGUAGCAGUGCAAAAUUAAUUGGCACAUGCUCGUCUAAAAUCCUGUCUGUUGAAGCCAAGGGUUGAAAAGAGAGGAUAAACAAUUUAAAUUAUUUAAACACAAUUGUGACUAAUAUUUACACAUUGCUGUGCAGCUGAGUGCACUUUAUAGAGGACUAUAUAAUGGAUUAAUGCAAUGUCUUUGAUAAGGACUUAAUAAGAAGGUAGGGUGUACUCAUAUUCCUUCACAAACACAAUCUCUUAAGAAUUACUUGAAAAGACUGCAUAAUGUAAUGUUUUCUGUGUAUGGAAAUUAGAGCAAUAAUCUUUCAUCUUUUUUUGAAAAAAGCUUCAGAAAACUCAAGACAACACACUGCAGCCAGAAUCAGAAUUUUGCAGUCUUUUUUGUGAAUAAAUAUUGUAAAUAUGAUCUUUAAAAUAAUGUAUUAUAUAUAUGACUUUUGUAGGUCACUAACUCAUUUUUGCAGAGUUUGUGAAGCUAAAUGUUUAACAAAAUUGAUUUCUGGAAACUGAGUGUAGUUGCGAUCCAAAUUUUUUUAUUUUUUUUUUUUUUAAUUACAUUUAAGGACUUUGAAGCUGGGUGACUUUGGCCCACAUAUUUCUCUUCUUUGGUCUUCAACACUUCAUUUAUUUUUACAUGUUUAACAUAGAGCUUUUUAUAAAAAAAUAGACCAGUUGUUCAAUACUUUCUCCACCUGCGAGCACUUCUGUUACAUUUCUUUUUACCUAAGGCAGUUUGACAUGAAGGCUCUGCUUUGUAAGAUCUUACAGCUUGUCGGGACAGACAUGUCUGUCUGUAACCAGUUGCCUUUCAGUUGAUGAAGCUGGAUUGUCUCUUUUUGGUCAAUUUUAAUGAACUCAAAAUGUUCUUUGAAAAUGUUUGUCUGUUGCAAAAUACUUGUUAUUAUGUAACAUCCGGAAAUCUUUAAGGAUAUUAAGCCACAUGUUAACCAAAUGUCUACACCUCAUUGGAUUAUUCUAAUAGUAAUGAAUGUAUUUUCUAAGCAGAUUUCUGUCAUAGCAGUAUUUAAGUGUGGUUACAUAUUAUUUGCUGAUAGCACGGGAGUUUUUUCCCCCCUCUGUUUUGGGUGCUUGAAAUGAAGACCCCUUUGCACUUUUUGCAGUUACAAGGAAUUAAACCGCUAAACCUUCCUAAGGGAUGACCCAAAAAUGUUUAAGAUGUGUGGUGCUUCUGUUCUGUUGUUCAUUGUGUAAUGGAAAACUGAUUUCUCCCAAGUGAGUAAAAGAAACCAAAAAUCCCUGA